Messenger RNA from Daldinia caldariorum, 1414 nucleotides. RefSeq lists its product as uncharacterized. The transcript has 2 exons. The coding region runs from base 362 to 994 and encodes 210 amino acids. Lineage: Eukaryota; Fungi; Ascomycota; Sordariomycetes; Xylariales; Hypoxylaceae. The record is from RefSeq and is a predicted model, not a curated record.
AAGUGUAGACUUGGCCUAAUGUGUCUUUGUCUCGGAGCCAAAUUUGCCAACCUUCAUCAAUUCACAUUCGUUUCCAACUUCACCUCAUCUGGUCUUACUAAAAAGCCAAGUUUGAUCCACACUACCUGUUAGUUACUUUAUCUUAAGUAUGGAUUUAUGAGAGUGAAUCUGCUACUAAAUCUGAGAAGCUCUAAACUCAUACAUCCGUGUCAAAUAUUCCCAUCUUUUCUCUCAUUUUAACCCAACCUCUAAAAACCAACGUCGCUUCUACCCUUUUUGUUCCCGGCGCGUCUGAACCGUGCCAAGUCUACCUCUUACAAACCAGCUUUAUUACCUAGGUACCUACCUAAGGUAGUCAACCAUGGAAGAUACUGAGGACACUACAGCAGCUAUGGCUCAAGCCAUGGGCUUCUCCAGCUUUGGGGCUCAAAAUAAUUCCAACAAGCGACGCAAGUACAACCCUCGUGCGGAUGAUGCCGUGGUUGCGUCCACCUCUACUUCCAUUGCUUUUCAUGAAGCGAAGUCAGGUUCCAAUGCGAUACCCUUGGGAGUUAGAAGGAAGAAUCAGGACGAGAUCGAUCUUGAGGAUGAAGAAGAGGCUGGUAAUAAAGACAGCAGACGACAGGAUGACCUUAAAGGAGAAGAUGAUGGUGAGCCGGAGCCUCAGUAUUUGGAUACUUCACGCCCGCCCGAUACAGCUUCAGCCAGCCCAUUAAACAACACUUUGCCUUACACUAGUAUUAACGCCACACCUGGGAACUACUCAGGACAUGCCCAAUCCCUAGGAGCAAGCGGCAGUGGAGGAUUUGCUAAUCAGAGUGCUGGUCAUAGUCGUUAUCAAGCUAGGCAAAGUUAUGGUCGUGAGCCGGGGAAAGCAUGGUGGGAUGAUUACUAUGACCCGAGCUCAAACACCAAUCCAUGGGAGCCGCUUGAAAACGUCAUGGGUUUAGGGCCAAGGGGUAGUUGGAUGUCCUGGGAGGAAGCGAAACGAUGAGUUGAUAUCAUCUCCAUCGGUCAAGGGAACUUCCGUGGAACUUCGCUCUAGGUCAUCCUCCCAAGUUAAUACUUUUAUCCAUAUUGAAGACGAAUGGGAGAAUGAGGACUUUCUGAGCGUAUUUCGAAUCCUUGGGCGUCACCGUAUCACGUGACAAUUACAGACCUACAAGAAGCAGUCUCUCCGUGGUGGAUUCAACCUGGUAUCUUACAUGACAGACCGAGGGCUUGUCGUCACUUCUCAGUCUUCACUGACCAAUGAGGGGACAGAGGAUAUAUGGUCCACCGUGUCUAAGACGUACAUACACGGCACUGGGUCAGGUCACCGAACGGUGAAUUGCUGUAUUACUAUGUCUACCUAGGAGAAGUACGAUACCAACCCAAUAAGACGCCUUAAGGAAACCCUUGACCGAAAUAGGUC